Striga asiatica is the source of this 1437-nucleotide messenger RNA. NCBI's taxonomy places the organism in Eukaryota, Viridiplantae, Streptophyta, Magnoliopsida, Lamiales, Orobanchaceae. The record is from the annotation of a GenBank genome assembly.
AUGGCCGCCGCCGCGGUAGCUCCGGCGAACCCGCCGAAGCAGAAGGAGGUGAAGGGCCUCAUACUCGGCCGAUACGAAAUCGGCAAGAUCCUCGGCCACGGGACGUUCGCGAAGGUGUACCACGCGCGGAACGUGAAGAACGGCGAUGGCGUGGCCAUCAAGGUCAUCGACAAAGAGAAGAUCCUGAAGGUGGGCCUCACCGCCCACAUCAAGCGCGAGAUCUCCAUCCUCCGGCGAGUCCGCCACCCGAACAUCGUCCAGCUGAUCGAGGUUAUGGCCACCAAGUCCAAGAUCUUCUUCGUCAUGGAGUACGUCCGCGGCGGCGAGCUCUUCGGGAAGGUCGCCAAGGGCCGCCUCAAGGAGGACGUCGCCCGGAAGUACUUCCAGCAGCUGAUCUCCGCCGUUGCGUUCUGCCACGCGCGCGGCGUCUACCACCGCGACCUCAAGCCGGAGAACAUCCUCCUCGACGACGACGGCAACCUCAAGGUCUCCGACUUCGGCCUCAGCGCCAUCUCGGAACAGAUAAAGCAGGACGGCCUCUUCCACACCUUCUGCGGCACCCCCGCCUACGUGGCACCUGAGGUUCUCUCCCGGAAAGGCUACGACGCCGCAAAAGUCGACAUCUGGAGCUGCGGCGUUAUCCUCUUCGUCCUAAUGGCCGGCUACCUCCCCUUCCAUGACCAGAACGUCAUGUCAAUGUACAAAAAAAUCUACAAGGGCGAAUUCCGGUGCCCCCGCUGGUUCUCGCCGGAGCUCGUCCGCCUCCUGACCCGCCUGCUCGACACAAACCCUGAAACCCGAAUCACAAUCCCUGACGUCAUGAACAACAAGUGGUUCAAAAAGGGGUUCAAGCACGUCAAAUUCUAUAUCGAAGACGACAAAUUGUGCAGCGUGAAUGAGGAAUUGAACGAAUCAAAUGAAUCAAACGAAAACUUCAUCAUCGAUUCUCUAUCCGAGCAGUCACUAUCCGAAUCGGAGGCCGAGCUCGAGUCGAGAAGGAAAAUUACAACUCUGCCCCGGCCAGCCAGCCUUAAUGCUUUCGACAUAAUCUCGUUCUCUCGCGGGUUUGACCUUUCGGGCCUUUUCGAAGAAGGUGGAACAAAUGGUGGGGCCCGAUUUGUCUCGGGUGCUCCCGUUUCAAGCAUUAUAUCAAAAUUGGAAGAGAUUGCCAAAGUUGUGAGCUUUACUGUUAGGAAGAAGGAUUGCAGGGUGAAUUUGGAAGGAAUCAAGGAAGGUGUAAAAGGCCCAUUAACGAUUGCAGCUGAGAUAUUCGAGUUAACGCCUUCUUUAAGAGUGGUUGAGGUUAGGAAGAAAGCAGGGGACAGAUCAGAAUACGAGGAAUUUUGCGAUCGCGAGUUGAGGCCUGGUUUGCAGAGCCUUUUGCCGGUAAAAGAAGCGAAUUCUGCUAUGUCUUACUUACCUUCGGAUACUGAAUAG